Molecule: messenger RNA, 2274 nt
Organism: Aureobasidium namibiae CBS 147.97
Lineage: Eukaryota; Fungi; Ascomycota; Dothideomycetes; Dothideales; Saccotheciaceae
Product: AAA-domain-containing protein
Exons: 5
Coding region: 1-2274 (757 amino acids)
Molecular function (GO): ATP hydrolysis activity; ATP binding
Source: RefSeq, a predicted model, not a curated record
AUGCUGGGCCGCGGGAAGCCAGCAGCUUCUAUGCAGAAGACAUAUGACGAUUGUUACUUGACAUGCUCGACUGCUGUGUAUUUUGAGGGUCAGAACAACGAGAACGAAGCUCUCCGAUCAUGGCGCAAUGCCCUGGACCAAAUAUACUACCACAACGCAUAUCGAAUGCCCACCGGAUGGCGACCACGUUCCGAGACGGAGAAAGCCCUGCAGGAGUCACUGAGGCAGAUGGAGAUGCAAUGCAAAGAGCGCGUGGAUCUACUCGAGGCACUUCGACAGAGUCGGGAGGAAGCUACGGAGAAGGAAACACAAGCAAAGGCAACCGCGUCCAGCACAAGCAUCCCACUCCAGGAAAGUGCAGACAACAACAACACCGGCCUGAAUGGAAGCAACAUCCCUCCGGUGGACUACUCGGACAUUUCACGCCCUACGCCUCCUUCUCUUUCACUCCGCACCAAACGACCAUCUUAUACUUCGAAAUCGAGCUCCGGAACUGAUGUUCCUCGUUCUCGCAGAUCGCCCUUGCCGCCCGCUGUAUCUGCGUUUCCUCCAUCCUCAUCAUCAACGCUGGCACCCCAAUCGUCGACCGGUCAGCGAAGGAGCUCGCGCACCCCUAGUCCCGAGAAGAGAGGGGGCAUGCUGAGGACUUUGCGCGCUGGUGGGAAAGAGAGAACAAGUUCGUCCAGCAAAUUAUCCACUGCCACCUUCAGGAAGCCCGCUGCUGCUUCUAAGGCCGCCACUCAAGCAUGGGGCAUCACUCAAAGGGGUGCCAGUGUUGGCAGUGCGGAACAAGCUAACGGACACCUGGAUGGUCCUGCUAGCUCUGCCACUGUCUGGGAUCCUUAUACGAGAACCCUCGUCGACCCUAAUUCUUCUCGACCUCAUGCGCCCAACCACACAGCCUCUGCAUCUCCAGUUCCACUUCAUUCAUCCAGUCACGUCCAGCCACCGAGUCCACCCGACUACUUCGUCCAGCCAUCCACUACGAACGGAUUCCAUUCUGAACCUCAGGGCCCACCGUAUCCAGACCAUUCUUUACUGAACCCAGUCCAACCAUCUAAAGCAUAUGCCAGCAGUUCCGAGCACCUGGGUCCACCUUCGCCGAUAACCUCACCUCGUCAGCGACCGAAUGCCGCAUUCACCGCCAACACUCCCAAAGCGCGAAGACAAUCGCCUGUUCGCAGGAUCGAACCUAAGCCUAUCACUGUGGAAGAGGAGGUCCCAACACCAAUCGCCGAGUCUGUCAUCGAACAUCCCGAAGCCUCAGUUGAACCGCAAGAUGAAACAUCUGAAUGGGAUACGCGCGUAAAGAAUUUACUAAACAACCUGCCACGCGGUGUGGACGAAGGUGCUGCAAAACAAAUAUUCAACGAGAUCGUAAUCCAGGGCGACGAAGUCCACUGGGAUGACGUUGCAGGUCUGGAGAUUGCGAAGAGCGCCUUGAAAGAAACAGUGGUUUAUCCAUUCCUGCGUCCGGAUCUUUUCAUGGGACUUCGUGAGCCAGCUCGUGGCAUGCUACUCUUCGGACCACCAGGAACAGGAAAAACUAUGUUGGCCAGAGCAGUCGCGACAGAGAGCAAAAGUACAUUCUUCGCCAUCUCCGCUAGCAGUUUGACGAGCAAGUAUCUUGGUGAGAGUGAGAAACUGGUCCGCGCACUAUUCUCUAUCGCAAAGGCACUGGCACCGUCUAUCAUCUUCGUCGACGAGAUUGACUCGCUGCUCUCGGCGCGCGGUGGAUCGAGCGAGCACGAAGCUACUCGUCGCAUUAAGACCGAAUUCUUGAUCCAAUGGAGCGAUUUGGCAAAAGCAGCUGCAGGAAAGGAGACAAGUGAGAAAGAUAAAGAGCGAGGUGAUGCAAGUAGAGUGCUAGUACUGGCAGCUACGAACUUACCCUGGGCGAUCGAUGAAGCCGCGAGAAGACGCUUUGUCAGAAGACAGUACAUCCCGUUACCAGAGGACUGGGUGCGCAAGCUGCAGCUCACAACGCUGAUGGCAGCGCAAAAGCAUAAUAUCAGCGAUGAGCAUUUAGAUGAGCUAGUGUAUCUGACUGAAGGUUUCUCGGGUAGUGAUAUCACAGCUUUGGCGAAAGACGCCGCAAUGGGGCCUCUACGCUCUCUGGGAGAGAAACUGCUAUUCAUGUCACCAAACGAUAUCAGGCCGAUUGAUGUCACAGACUUUAAGGCCAGUCUGGUCAACAUCCGACCAAGUGUCUCUGCCUCUGGCCUCAAAGAGUUUGAAGAUUGGGCCAAGGAAUUUGGCGAGCGUGGUGGUUGA